AUGCUACCUAUUUGUUUCUGUGUUUCGUUUUGUUAACUUUAAUAACGAACCUCCUUACCGUGUAACCAUAAACAAAUUAAAACGCGUGACAACACUGGCCGGCGAACUCACGGCUCGACAACCGGUCAACAUGUCAUGUCAAACGUCGCAACUAGUCAAUCAAACCAAAACUUUUCAUCAAAAUGCAUUCCGUAAUGUGUCCUAGAACCUGCCUAGGGUUCACCAACUUCUUAUUCUUCUUCAUGGGACUUAUCGGCUUCGGUAUUUGCUUGUGGUGCGCCAUCAACACGGAACUAUUCAGGGACUUGAACUACACUGUCACUAGAAGCGAACUAGUCGGCACCAUAGCUGACUUCGUGAACCUAAAGCUAUGGCUGACGCCGUUGACGACAGUCAUCAGCGCUGCGGCUAUCGUCGCCAUGUUAACAACUUGUUGCGGCAUCCUCGGCGCUGGCUGCAAGACGAAAUGCGCCAUCAAAUCAUAUAUCUUCCUAGUUUCCGUUAUAUGCUCUGUAGCUUUCUGGUUCAUCUACAUAUCCUGCAUCUACAAUAUAUAUUCGGAUAACGAGAAGACACGCAAGUUUCUACAAAGCACACUGCGCACGCAAUACGGUAAAGAAAACGAUCUGUUUACAUCGCUAUGGAACUAUAUAAUGGUGAACUACGAAUGCUGUGGAGUCGUGAGUUUCGCUGACUUCAAGGAUUCAUAUUGGGUCAGAAUGAACCCUGACAAAUUGUUCCCAGUGCAGUGUUGCAAUUUACAGAAUCGUACACAUCUAAUACCUUCAUCUAAAGAUUGUCAGGUAACGCUUGAAUUCGGUACGUUUAAUUCGAUGGGAUGUUUUCAAGCAUUAAGACAAUCGCUGGUGGACAGCAAAGUGCUUAUAAUACUGUCUUGUAUAAUGUGUUUCUGUGCGUACGCUUCACUGAUGUCGUUUGCGUACUGCGUGUUGCGAGGGGAGCCUUUAAUAACGGAUACCGACGGGUACAUGUACGGGGCGCGGCGGCGGCUGCGGUUCGCGGAGCCCGAGCAGUCGGAGAGCUCGCUGCAGAACAUGAUGUUUGUGAACGACGUGUCCGAACCGACCACGAAGGUCGUGCGGGUAGUGUCGGCGGGCAACCCUUACCAGAAGUACAAAUAUUAUCCGGAGCCAGUGUAGUUUUGUAAAUUUGUUUAAUAAAUGGAUGGUGUUAUUACAUUGCUUUUUCUUUUCCUCAAAACACGAUUCUGAAGACAAUUAACAACCCCAACUCAACUGUGCGUUUCUCCAGAAACUUCCCGCCCCGCACAGCUAAACUGUGGAUUGAAUUGUCGCCUACCGCAGGACUUCCGGACCGAUACGACCUUCAAACCUUCAAGAAACGCACACCCAUCUUAAAGGCCGGCAACGCACCUCCAAUACUUCUGGUGUU
Leguminivora glycinivorella is the source of this 1413-nucleotide messenger RNA. RefSeq names its product tetraspanin-1-like. The transcript has a single exon. The coding region runs from base 183 to 1160 and encodes 325 amino acids. Gene Ontology annotation, cellular component: membrane. The record is from RefSeq and is a predicted model, not a curated record. NCBI's taxonomy places the organism in Eukaryota, Metazoa, Arthropoda, Insecta, Lepidoptera, Tortricidae.